AUGCCGCCACCAUUCGACGAAUCCGUGCCAUCACACACGCACGCUGCUGGACCUGCCGCCGUCGCAAGCCCAGCCGAGGCUGCGUUACCUCCGCCCAAAUCGGUCAAGCCGGGCCACGCGUCCUCCACCUCCCCGUCAUCGAUGCAGCCGACCGCCGCCGUCGUUGCAGCCACCCAGAUCGCGCUCGCAGUGGCAUCGGACGAACGAGAUAGUCCUGCGCCGAGCGGUGAGGCGCAAACGGUGGCGGGGCGCGUCUGGUCGCUCGCGGCGCAGCUGUCCCGCCUCGUGCUGCGACGAGCGGACGGGUUGCCCACGGUCAAACAAGACGCCGCCUCGGAAGGAGCACCACAAGCAGCGCCAGAACGCUCAGUAGACAUGUCUGUCAGCCAACUCCGGAGCAAGUCGGCGGCCGCAUCUGCUCCCGACCAGCUCCCGUGGUGGAUGCCGCGCCGAUCCGUCUGCAUGCGACUGCUGCAGCACGGACCCAUCCCGAGACACGUUGCAUUCAUCAUGGAUGGCAACCGUCGAUUUGCGAAAAAGAUUCACGUCAACACGGCCAUGGGCCACGCGCUGGGGUUUGACAAGCUCGAGCAGACACUUGAUUGGUGCCUGGAGCUCGGCGUUCGCAUAGUCACGGUGUAUGCGUUUAGUAUUGAGAAUUUCAAGCGGUCGUCGCAAGAGGUCACCGCGCUCAUGGACCUGGCCAAGGUCAAGUUUGCGCGUUUGAUUGAAGAAAGCGAGGUAAUCCAAAAGCACGGAGUCAGCAUACGCGUCUUGGGAGAUGUGACAAUGCUUCCAUUGGAUGUCCAGCAGGCAAUUGCUCGCGCCGUUACGCUUUCUCGAAAUAACUCAAAAUCCAUCUUGAAUAUCUGUUUCCCGUACACAUCACGUCAUGAAAUGGUGGAAGCUACAAAACAAAUUGCAACAGGCUUGUCAGAAGGGCGGUUGCAAGAGAGCGACAUUACCGAAGAUUUGUUUGAGCGAUGCAUGUACACGGCCGAUGCCCCAGACUUGUUUGUUCGGACGUCUGGCGAAGUCCGUUUGAGCGACUUUAUGCUCUGGCAGAGCGCCUUCUCCCACAUGUACUUUGCCGAAGUCUUGUGGCCCGAGUUUUCGCUGUGGGAUUUAUUUGUUGCCGUGCUGCAUUAUCAGCGCAACCACAAUCACGUCCAGACAUCCCGCAAGCAGUACUUGAAUCUUCGAAAUCACUGGCAAAUGCAGCACGACUUGGCCAGUGGGCUUGGCAAUCUACUCGACAGCCCGCAAGGUGCUCAAAGUGCUUCAGAGUGUCUCUCCGCGCGAAAGCAACGGCAAACAGUCUUUUUGAAGUGGCUCGAACAAUCGCGGAUGGAUUAUUUUGAAACUCUCUGCCGCAAUGCCAAGCCCAGCCAACUCAGCGCAUGA
Messenger RNA from Capsaspora owczarzaki ATCC 30864, 1404 nucleotides. Its product is annotated as dehydrodolichyl diphosphate synthase. The record is from RefSeq and is a predicted model, not a curated record. Gene Ontology annotation, biological process: polyprenol biosynthetic process. Gene Ontology annotation, cellular component: endoplasmic reticulum; dehydrodolichyl diphosphate synthase complex. The coding region runs from base 1 to 1404 and encodes 467 amino acids. Gene Ontology annotation, molecular function: ditrans,polycis-polyprenyl diphosphate synthase [(2E,6E)-farnesyl diphosphate specific] activity. The transcript is spliced from 7 exons. Lineage: Eukaryota; Filasterea; Ministeriida; Capsasporidae.